Messenger RNA from Megalopta genalis, 1131 nucleotides. Lineage: Eukaryota; Metazoa; Arthropoda; Insecta; Hymenoptera; Halictidae. The record is from RefSeq and is a predicted model, not a curated record.
GUAUUUGUGUUACGAAUGCUAGGGAUUUUAUACUUUGGACGCACUGCUCAAGCGUGUAACUAACUUGUAUACAAUCGCCUGUUCUCCACAUAAAUACCACAACAAACGUGAAGAAUGUUUAUAAGAUUUAUCCGAACGUUUCGAUAGCCCUUUCCUUUAUGAAAUUCACGUAUGUACACGAAAACUGUUAACGUUUAUUUAGUAUUAUUAGAUUUCGAAUCAGAAUGAAAUCGAGUGAGACUGAACCAACCAAGAGAUCGCGGUGCAGAUUGAAAGAAACGUUCGUUGGUUGACCAUCGGUGAAUGAAUAAUUAAUGAGAUCUAAUUAAUUAGAACUCAAUGCCUCUCGGCAGCAAACCUGAGUGUGUUAAGUGUGGGACUCGGGAAACCCCGCUUUGGCACUCUACCGAAGCCGGUAACCUUUGCAAUGCUUGCCUUGAAGAGGAAAGAAAUUCUGAGGCGGGUACAACUACGAAAAUCGAGGACGAAGACAAAGGAGGAUCGUUGAGACCUACCAGGAGAAGUACAAGGAUCACAAGAUAUUGUAACUCAAAAUCUGCUGGGCCGCACAAAGUGGUACCUAAGGGGAAAGGACGAAGAAAUUUAUUCAAGAAAACUCCGGUUAAAGCACCAACAGCCACAGCAACUCCAGUUACAAGUAAUUAUGUAUUUUAUAAAGGCACUUAUUUUCAAGUGGGUGAUAUAGUCUCUAUGCAAGAUAUUGAUGGAGGAAUCUAUUAUGCCCAAAUUCGUGGCUUGCUCACUGAUCAGUACUGCGAAAAAAGUGCUGCUGUUACUUGGCUUCUGCCUACUACGGCAAGCCCACCACCAGAUGAAGGAUUCAGUCCUGAAACAUACAUUAUAGGUCCAGAAGAAGACCUUCCACGAAAAUUGGAAUGCAUGGAAUUUGUGAUGCAUGCACCUUCAGAUUACUAUAAACUAAAAAAUUCACCGUAUCCACCACCACUCACAGAAAGAGGCACUGGAUACGUAUGGACAACACUUAGGAAUGAAAUUGCUAUAUCUAGAAAAUAAUGUUUUAUUAUAUAAUUCUCUAUCAUCGUAAAGUUGUUAGUUAAAUAAUUCUCGUGAAUCCUUGAAAAAUAAAAAUUAUAAUGCAGUAUUAUAAUA